Messenger RNA from Equus caballus (horse), 1344 nucleotides. RefSeq names its product disintegrin and metalloproteinase domain-containing protein 21. Gene Ontology annotation, molecular function: metalloendopeptidase activity. The record is from RefSeq and is a predicted model, not a curated record. Gene Ontology annotation, biological process: male gonad development; proteolysis. Gene Ontology annotation, cellular component: sperm head plasma membrane; plasma membrane; external side of plasma membrane. NCBI's taxonomy places the organism in Eukaryota, Metazoa, Chordata, Mammalia, Perissodactyla, Equidae.
AUGGAACAGGUUCUGGAGAAUUUCUCUCAGUAGAAACGAAUCAGUCUUUCCCAGCUACAGGAUGAUGCUGCACAUAUUUUCAUAAAAAAUUCACUUAUAAUUGUACUUGGUAUAGACUAUGUUGCAGGAAUAUGUCAUCCUCCUAUUGAUUGUGGCGUUAAUAAUUUCCAAGGAGACCCCUGGUCUCUUUUUGCCAUCACAGUGGUCCGUGAGUUAGGUCAUACUUUGGGUAUGCAACACGAUGAAGAAGUCUGUGUGGACAAGGGUUGCAUCAUGAAUGCUGUCAGAGCGCCUGCGGAGAGAUUCACCAAUUGUAGUUAUGCAGAUUUUACAAAGACCACUUUAAACCAGGGAUCAUGUCUGCACAGUCCUCCAAGUCCAGGGGAAGUCUUUAUGCUGAAGCGCUGUGGGAACAGCGUGGUUGAAGGAGAAGAGGAAUGUGACUGUGGAUCUAUAAAGCAGUGUGAGCAAGAUCCCUGUUGCCUGUUGAACUGCGCUCUGAGGCCUGCUGCUUGUGCUUUUGGGCUUUGUUGCCAAGACUGCAAGUGCAUGCCAUCAGGGGAACUCUGUAGACAUCAGGUCAACGAAUGCGACCUUCCAGAGUGGUGUAAUGGGACAUCCCAUCAGUGCCCAGAAGAUGGAUAUGUGCAGGAUGGGAUUCCUUGUAGUGACAGUGCUUACUGUUAUCAAAAGAGAUGUAACAACCAUGAUGAGCAGUGCAGGGAGAUUUUUGGUGAAGGUGCACAGAGUGCAUCUCAGAAUUGCUAUAAAGAAAUCAACUCGCAGGGAAGCCAUUUUGGCCACUGUGGUGUAAAUGGCACGACAUACCUAAAAUGUAAUACCUCAGAUAUCUUUUGUGGGAGAGUUCAAUGUGAGAAUGUGGGAGAUAUUCCCCACCUGAGAGAUCACUCUGCUUUGCGGCACAGUCACAUCAAUGGUGUCACCUGCUGGAGUAUUGGCUACCAUUCAGGGAUGGACAUGCCAGAUGUUGGUGAAGUGAAAGAUGGCACCAUGUGUGGUCCAGGAAAGAUCUGCAUACGCAAGAAGUGUGUCAGUCUGUCUCUCCUGUCACAAGUCUGCCUGCCUGAGACCUGCAACAUGAAAGGGAUCUGCAAUAAUAAACAUCACUGCCAUUGCACCUAUGGGUGGUCCCCACCCUACUGCCUGCACAGAGGCUAUGGAAGUAGUGUUGACAGUGGCCCAGCAUCUGUCAGAAGAGGAGUUUUCUUGCCACUCAUUGUGAUUCUUAGUUUGUCUGUUUUUCUUUUACUGUUGACUGCUUUAUUUAUGCACCAUAGAAAACACUUUGGUCCCAAGGAGACUAAGGCUCACUCUUCAGGAUAA